CCCCAACAAAAACGCAUCUAUGUAUAUGUGUGUGUGCAAGCCGUGGCACGCAUCGGUAUCGGCAUCGGCACGUACGUACUCGCAAUAUAGGUACGACGACCGCGAAGCAAAAAAAGAAAAGGCAUCUAAGCCGCCUCCUUUCGAAACGUCCUCGGAGCCUCCACGAGAAGCAGCGACAUCCAACCAUACCAACAAUCCAACAAUCCAAAGACCAAAAAUCGAAACGACAAACGCGUCGAGUCAUUGAAUAAGGUGUAUAGUACCAACCGAAAAUAGGCAUCCUGUCGAUCCUAUCGUAGUAAGCGUAUGUAUCAAAGCAGCCAAAGCAGGCAGGACACGACGAGCGAGCGAGCGAGCUCGACGCGCCGCCGCCGCCGAGUCGUGUAUGUAUCGUAAAUACCAUCCGCAUCCGCAUCCGCAUCCGAGACCUGGCCGAAAACAGUCCUCUGACGACUGGCACCGGCGGGUGUGUCCAGAAGUAAUUAGGGGGUGGGGGGGCAAGGAGGAAGGAGGAAAGAAAAGGGGUGGGGGG
Messenger RNA from Heterobasidion irregulare TC 32-1, 532 nucleotides. RefSeq lists its product as uncharacterized. The coding region runs from base 20 to 247 and encodes 75 amino acids. The transcript has a single exon. Lineage: Eukaryota; Fungi; Basidiomycota; Agaricomycetes; Russulales; Bondarzewiaceae. The record is from RefSeq and is a predicted model, not a curated record.